GCACCAGGAGAAGCAGACGGUGUGCUGGCAGCGGCGACAGGAGCAGGGGACGGUGGGCAGGAGAGCGGGGCUCACCGAGGCUGACCGAGGAGCCGUGGCCACGCCCCUACCAUGGACAGCAAGGUGUGGGGUGCCUGCAUCCUCUGCUUGCUGCGCCCCUUACCCAUCGUACUGGGCCACGUGCACCCAGAGUGUGACUACAUCACCCAGCUGAGAGAGGAUGAGCGAGCUUGUCUGCAAGCGGCAGAGGGGAUGUCCAACUCCACCUUGGGCUGCCCCAGGACCUGGGACGGGCUGCUGUGCUGGCCGACGGCAGGCUCUGGCGAGUGGGUGAGCCUCCCCUGCCCGGCUUUCUUCUCUCACUUCAGCUCAGAGCCAGGGGCCGGGGCCUUGAAACGGGAUUGCACCAUCACGGGCUGGUCUGAGCCCUUCCCGCCCUAUCCUGAGGCCUGUCCUGUGCCCCUGGAGCUGCUAACUGAAGAGAAAUCCUACUUCUCCACCGUGAGGGUCGUCUACACCAUGGGCCACAGCGUCUCUGCCGUGGCCCUCUUCAUGGCCAUCACCAUCCUGGCUGCCCUCAGGAGGCUCCACUGCCCCAGGAACUACAUCCACACCCAACUGUUCGUCACCUUUAUUCUCAAGGCGGGAGCUGUGUUCCUGAAGGAUGCCACCCUCUUUCACGGCGAGGACACGGACCACUGCAGCUUCUCCACAGUAACAGUUCUGUGCAAGGUCUCUGUGGCCACCUCCCAUUUCGCCACCAUGACCAACUUCAGCUGGCUGCUGGCGGAAGCUGUCUACCUGACCUGCCUCUUGGCCUCCACGUCACCCAGCGCAAGGAGAACCUUCUGGUGGCUGGUCCUUGCUGGCUGGGGGCUUCCCCUGCUCUUCACCGGCAUGUGGGUGGGUUGCAAGCUGGCCUUUGAGGAUGUCGCGUGCUGGGACCUGGACGACAGCUCUCCCUACUGGUGGAUCAUCAAAGGACCCAUCGUCCUUUCCGUUGGGGUGAACUUUGGGCUUUUUCUCAAUAUUAUCCGUAUCUUGCUGAGGAAACUGGAGCCAGCUCAGGGCAGCCUCCACACCCAGCGUCAGUACUGGCGUCUCUCCAAGUCAACCCUUCUCCUCAUCCCGCUGUUUGGGAUUCACUACAUCAUCUUCAACUUCCUGCCUGACAGUGCUGGCCUGGGCAUUCGCCUCCCCCUGGAGCUGGGACUGGGUUCCUUCCAGGGCUUCAUUGUUGCCAUCCUGUACUGCUUCCUCAACCAAGAGGUGAGGACUGAGAUCUCACGGAGAUGGCGUGGCCAUGAUGCUGAACUUCUGCCAGCCUGGAGGACUCACGCCAAGUGGACGAUGCCUUCCCACUCAAGGGCGAAGGUGCUGACAUCUGUGUGCUAGGCUGGCCACAUCACGUGACUGGAAUCCACCCCUGAAC
Delphinapterus leucas (beluga whale) is the source of this 1432-nucleotide messenger RNA. Lineage: Eukaryota; Metazoa; Chordata; Mammalia; Artiodactyla; Monodontidae. The record is from RefSeq and is a predicted model, not a curated record.